This is a messenger RNA of Linum trigynum, 602 nucleotides long. The record is from the annotation of a GenBank genome assembly. NCBI's taxonomy places the organism in Eukaryota, Viridiplantae, Streptophyta, Magnoliopsida, Malpighiales, Linaceae.
UAGAAAAUCGUCAUCUGAGCACCUCCUCCGGCCGCCGCCAUAGAUCCAUGAGCGACCGAUCCAUUGAAACAGGAAAAAGGGGAAAUGGGGUUUCGUGUUGUGCUAUGAAUCUUGGCUCAAGCGAUCCAUGGAGACAGUGUCCACUUUUACACAGACCUGCAAUCUCCUCAGCCAGUACUUGAAGGCCGGGAAGGCCACCCUGGGAGAUAUCGGCAUCGGCGCUAAGCUCGAUCAUCAUCAGCCUCCAAUUAAUUGCAACAAAUCAUCAGUUGCUGCUGUGCCGACCACGAUGCUGGACCUUCUGCCCGGCAUUGGAAGCUCCUCCCCCAAUCGGGAGGCAGAGAGCAGCGACGGGAAGCCGUCGCCAUCACCGUUGCCUCUGUUCGCCGGGUAUGGAUCUACGGUGGCGGCCGGAGGAGGUGCUCAGAUGACGAUUGAAGGUGAUUGUGUUCAACGAUUUCCCGGGGGAGAAGGCCAAGGAGAUUAACAAUAACGCGGCGGCGACAGUGGCUUCCUCGUCUUCGUCCAUGAGCGACCGACCAAUCGAGCAACCGAGAGUAUUCUCCGUUUGUUCUUAAUUUUAAUAAUUUAUAAUUUUAUUU